Molecule: messenger RNA, 3538 nt
Organism: Callithrix jacchus (white-tufted-ear marmoset)
Lineage: Eukaryota; Metazoa; Chordata; Mammalia; Primates; Cebidae
Gene: TMEM209
Product: transmembrane protein 209
Cellular component (GO): membrane
Source: RefSeq, a predicted model, not a curated record
GAUAGGGAAUAUAUUCUCCCAAAACUUGAUUUUGAAUUUCUGAAAUUAGACUUCUCUACUCCUUGUAACAUUCUCCAAAGACAAAAUACAAAGUAUAUGCAGACAUAAUCACCAACCCUUAAAUUACAAAACAAGACAUUUUUUACGUAUUGGAAAUAUUAAUUUUUUUUUUUUUUGAGACGAGUCUCACUCUGUCGCCCAGUCUGGAGUGCAGUGUCACUGCAACCUCCGCCUCAAGGGUUCAGGCGAUUCUCUUGCCUCAGCCUCCCUUGUAGUCGGGUCUACAGGCAAGUGCCACCACGCCCAGCUAACUUUUUAAAAAUAUUUUUUUAGUAGAGAUGGGGUUUCACCAUGGUAGCCAGGAUGGUCUUGAUCUGACCUCGUAAUCUAUCCACCUCGGCCUCCCAAAGUGCCGGGAUUACAGACGUGAGCCACCCUGCCCGGCCUGAAAUUGUUCUUAAAUAACCAGCCACUUCUCUGUUGAUUACACUGUAAUGCCAGUGAAGAUGCAGGGGGAGACACACCCUAGUGCUUCCCUUAUUGACAGAACCAUCAAGAUGAGGAAAGAAACAGAGGCUAGGAAAGUGGUUUUGGCCUGGGGACUCCUAAAUGUAUCUAUGGCUGGUAUGAUAUAUACUGAAAUGACUGGAAAAUUGAUUAGUUCAUAUUACAGUGUGACAUACUGGCCCCUCUGGUAUAUUGAGCUUGCCCUUGCAUCUCUCUUCAGCCUUAAUGCCUUAUUUGAUUUUUGGAGAUAUUUUAAAUAUACUGUGGCACCAACAAGUCUGGUUGUUAGUCCUGGACAGCAAACACUUUUAGGGUUGAAAACAGCUGUUGUACAGACUACUCCUCCACAUGAUCUGGCAGCAACCCAGAUCCCUCCCUCUCCACCUUCCCCUUCAAUUCAGGGUCAGAGUGUGUUGAGUUAUAGCCCAUCUCGUUCGCCCAGUACCAGUCCCAAGUUCACCACCAGCUGUAUGACUGGUUACAGCCCUCAGCUGCAAAGUCUGUCCUCAGGUGGCAGUGGUUCUUAUAGCCCUGGAGUGACCUACUCGCCCAUCAGUGGUUACAAUAAGUUGGCGAGCUUUAGCCCUUCUCCUCCUCCUCCUCCGUACCCUACCACUGUUGGACCAGUAGAGAGCAGUGGAUUGAGAUCUCGAUACCGUUCUUCACCCACCGUCUACAAUUCACCCACUGACAAACAAGACUACAUGACCGACCUACGAACUUUGGAUACUUUCCUUAGAAGUGAAGAAGAGAAACAGCAUAGGGUUAAGCUGGGGAGCCCAGAUUCCACCUCUCCUUCCAGCAGUCCUACUUUCUGGAACUACAGUCGUUCUAUGGGGGAUUAUGCACAAACUUUAAAGAAGUAUCAGUAUCAGCUUGCCUGUAGGUCUCAGGCCCCAUGUGCUAACAAAGAUGAAGCUGAUCUCACCUCUAAACAAGCUGCAGAAGAGGUUUGGGCAAGAGUGGCUAUGAAUAGACAACUUCUUGAUCAUAUGGAUUCGUGGACAGCUAAGUUUAGAAAUUGGAUCAAUGAGACAAUAUUAGUGCCACUUGUUCAAGAGAUUGAUUCUGUCAGCACACAGAUGAGACGAAUGGGUUGUCCGGAGCUACAGAUAGGAGAGGCUAGUAUUACUAGCUUGAAACAAGCCGCCCUGGUUAAAGCCCCUCUCAUUCCAACUUUGAACACAAUCGUUCAGUAUCUAGACCUUACACCGAAUCAGGAAUACUUGUUUGAAAGGAUCAAAGAACUUUCUCAGGGCGGUUGUAUGAGUUCAUUUCGAUGGAACAGAGGUGGCGACUUCAAAGGACGAAAAUGGGAUACAGACCUGCCCACGGAUUCUGCUAUCAUUAUGCAUGUAUUUUGCACCUACCUUGAUUCCAGAUUACCUCCACACCCUAAGUAUCCCGACGGGAAAACGUUUACUUCUCAGCACUUUGUUCAGACACCGAAUAAGCCAGAUGUCACGAAUGAGAAUGUUUUUUGCAUUUAUCAGAGUGCCAUCAACCCUCCCCAUUAUGAGCUGAUCUACCAGCGUCACGUAUACAAUCUGCCAAAGGGCAGAAAUAAUAUGUUUCAUACGUUGUUGAUGUUUCUCUACAUCAUAAAAACCAAAGAGUCAGGAAUGCUUGGGAGAGUUAAUCUUGGUCUAUCUGGCGUGAAUGUAUUGUGGAUCUUUGGCGAGUAGCAAGUCAUACAUUUAAUUCCAGGCAUUUGGACUUUUAUUUCACUGAACCAGAAGUUGAAACUAAACAUCUCUGAGUCACUGCCUCUCCUGAAAUAAAAUACGCAUGUCUGUAUGUUACAGUCUUGAAAUUUAAUGAAAAAUGGAGCUAUUAUCAAAUGUCAUUUUAAAAAUAUGUCAUGUAGUUUCUAUAUCAAGAGACGUUACCUUUAAUAUUUUAUCUUUUUCAGGAAUUUCAGUUGACUACAAAACUGCAACCCGUCAGAUAUUUAUUGACUCAAAACAGUGCGAUUCCCCUUAAUGAAAUAGAUUUUUAGUCCUUUUUUCAUUAUAACCCCCAAAUGAGAAUCAUCUACUUGAUUCUUCCACCACAAAAAACAUUUUUCAGUCUUUUUUUUCUCUUUUUCUUUUUUUGAGACAGGGUCUCUGUUGGCCAGACUGGAAUGCAGUGGCACGAUCUCAGCUCACUUCAACUUCUUCCUUCCAGGCUCAAGCGAUUCUCCCGCCUCAGCCUCCCAAGUAGUGGGGAUUACAGGCACACACCACCGCGCCUGGCUAAUUUUUGUAUUUUUAGUAGAGACAGAGUUUUACCAUGUUGACCCAGCUGGUCUUGAACUCCUGACCUCACUCAGGUGAUCCACCCACCUCAGCCUCCCAAAGUGCUGGGAAUAUAGGCGUGAGCCACUGUGCCUGGUCUCAAGUCAUUUUAUUUAAUAGUAUAAGUACUUAGAAAAUAAGAAAAUUGCUGACUUGUUGUUUUUUAUGUUUCCUCAGUGUUCUGCAAGUUAGCCCAAAGCCCAAAUUCCAAGAAAUGAGAUUAACUCUUAAGUAAUGUAAAAAAGUGUAUGUAUAUUUUAAAAUACUAUUAAAAGAGGUUUGACAGUAUUGACAUUUAAAAAGUCAGCACUUGGAUUAAAUGUAGCUGGUAGAAUUAAUUUGGAUUUUAGUUAAGAGUCUGGGGAUAUCAAGAAAACUGUUUAUCACUUUGGUUUUUAGCAAAUCAGUUUCACUAUUCCAUAAUACCAUGUUACUAGAGAGUUCUUUUUUUAAGAUCACAGUGAUAUCCUAUCUGUUUAAAUUUUUUUCAUAUGUUCAAAAUAUCUAGAGGGUGAGAAGUUACCAACUUUGUAUGUUUUGUUUGACUCGCCAUCUUUAUUUUCUGUAUGUGUAUGUCGUAGCUGGCAACUGCAUAUUUUUUUUUGAUUAACCUCUUGGAGACUGCUUCCAUCAUCUAUGUCAACCCGGAAACAGCUGAAGCUAGCCUUUUCUGAAGAACUGUGUAUCAGUAUUAUCUGUACAUCCCAUUUGUCUUACCUUCAGAUUUUGAAUACAGUCAUAUUACUCUGGAA